Messenger RNA from Fragaria vesca subsp. vesca, 1473 nucleotides. Its product is annotated as syntaxin-32-like. Gene Ontology annotation, molecular function: SNAP receptor activity; SNARE binding. The coding region runs from base 262 to 1281 and encodes 339 amino acids. Gene Ontology annotation, biological process: vesicle fusion; endoplasmic reticulum to Golgi vesicle-mediated transport; intracellular protein transport. NCBI's taxonomy places the organism in Eukaryota, Viridiplantae, Streptophyta, Magnoliopsida, Rosales, Rosaceae. Gene Ontology annotation, cellular component: endomembrane system; SNARE complex; Golgi membrane. The record is from RefSeq and is a predicted model, not a curated record. The transcript has 6 exons.
AACUCCAGCCUUCUCCAACAAGAUUUAAUUCCCAUUAGAUCCAGCAACGCAUUGAAAAUUUUCUUCGAUUUCAACCCCUAGCUUUUUCACACAGUCCCCGAUCUUGCCCUAAACGGCACCGUUUUGGCUCUCUCGCAAGCUCCGCUCAAUUUUCGCCGGGAAAAAGCUCAAUCGGUGCGGGUCUAGGGUUUCAGAUCUCGCACUCUCCCAGGUGGUUAUGUUAUUGUGGAGUUUCAAUUUGAGAAGCUAGGAUUGGGAACAAUGCACUCCAAGGGGACACAAUCGUCUAUUCGCGAUCGGACGCAUGAGUUUCAGAGUGUGGCAGAGAGGCUAAAGAAGUCAUUCUCGUCGGCGGCGGCGCCAGGGCCGUCGCAGAAUGGGCCGAGUAGAGGAUCGAAAUGGCAGGAAAAUCAAGCGGCGGUGUCGAUGCGCUCCGAGUUUAAUCAGAGAGCCGCCAGAAUUGGGAAAGGGAUACACUCGACGUCGCAGAAGCUCGAAAAGCUGACAAAAUUGGCGAAGAGGACAUCUGUUUUUGAUGAUCCUACAAGGGAAAUUCAGGAGCUGACAGCAGUUAUCAAGCAGGAUAUUACUUCACUCAACUCUGCAGUGGUAGACCUUCAGCUCCUAUCUCACUCCAGAAAUGAAAGUGGGAAUAUUUCUAGUGACACGACUAGUCAUUCUACCACAGUUGUCGAUGACCUGAAAAAUCGGCUUAUGAGCACUACAAAAGAUUUCAAAGAAGUCCUCACCAUGCGAACCGAGAAUUUGAAGGUGCAUGAGAAUAGAAGACAAUUGUUUUCGUCUAGCGCCACCAAGGAAUCCACAAAUCCUUUUGUUCGGCAGCGGCCACUGGCUGCCAGGUCAGCUGCUAGUUCUUCAAGUGCCUCUCCUCCUCCAUGGGUUAAUGGAUCAGAUAUAGAUGGAGAUAGUCAACCAUUGCUCCAGCAACAGCAACAGCAUCAACAGCAACAGCAACAACAGGAGAUGGUUCCGUAUCAAGACAGUUUCAUGCAGAGUAGAGCUGAAGCUUUGCAAAAUGUUGAGUCCACCAUUCAUGAGCUGAGUAAUAUUUUCAACCAGCUGGCGACAUUGGUUUCUGAGCAAGGGGAAGUUGCCAUAAGGAUUGAUGAGAACAUGGAAGACACAUUGGCGAAUGUAGAGGGUGCACAAGGCCAACUGCUCAAGUAUCUGAGCAGCAUAUCAUCAAAUAGGUGGCUGAUGAUCAAGAUAUUCUUUAUACUAAUUUUUUUCCUCAUGGUUUUCCUAUUUUUUGUGGCGUAAUAGUCAUUGUGAUAACAAUUGAAAAGGAUGAAAAUGACAGUGUCUUUUUGAGUAUUUUUACUGUUGAUAAGCCCCUUCUGUUUGUUGCACGAGCAAGAUGAUUACCUAGUAAUGUAAUAUAUGUAUACUGAUACACAAAACGGUAAAAUUUGUUGCGAGUUAUGACUGGCAAAAUUUAUCUGCUUCCGUGUU